GGAAUACUAGAGGUAAGACAAUGCGAUGUCUAAAUAACUGUUAUCUGUGCAACUAUAGGUCACUGGAUGUGUCAGCUCGCCUUGACCGCAACAGAACCCAAGAAGCCUGGGGUCGGUCCCGACCACCUCCCUGAAAGGGAAUCGAGCUUCCCCGCGAUAACAAAGAUGUGCGACGUGCGGAGUAAGUUGACAUCCAUACAUACCUAGAUAAGUAGGUAUAUAAACCCUCUAUUUGGAUAACAAUCACCGUGGAUUCAGCUUCCAGGAUACCUAUUCGAUGUAAAGCGCGCGUCGCAAAAGUCGCAAGCAUGGAGGACAUCGAGGCCGCGCAAAAAGCCGACGCCAAAGCGAAAGCAGCCGCCGCCAACAACAACAACAACCACGACGACGCCAUCGCGGACCUGAAAGCGGAGCAAGACACCCGCAACGUCGGGACCCUCGACCGCCGGCUCAAGUCGCGCCACGUGCAGUUCAUGGCGCUGUCGGGCGCGAUCGGCACGGGGCUCUUCGUCGGCAGCGGCCAGGUGCUCUCGCUCGCGGGCCCGCUGUCCGCGGUCCUGGCGUACGCGGCCACCGCCUUCAACGUGUACUGCGUCGUGCACAGCCUCGGCGAGAUGGCGGCGCACCUGCCGCUGCCGGGCGCCGCGCCCGUGUACGCCGCGCGCUACGUCGACGAGGCGCUGGGGUUUGUCUUGGGUUGGAAUUACUGGUACCAGCUCGCUAUCGGGUGUCCGAUCGAGGUCACGGCGUCGGUUGUGGUGGUCGAUUACUGGCCUAAUGGUGUGCCGAAGGCGGUGCUGACGACGGUGUUUUUUCUGGCGAUGGUGUUGGUUAAUUGCUUCCCCGUGCGGAUCUAUGGCGAGGCUGAGUUUGCGUUUGGCGCGGUCAAGAUUACGACGAUUGUUGGGUUGAUCCUUCUUAUGUUCGUCACUACGCUCGGCGGAACGCCUAGCGGCGAGAGGAUCGGUUUUCGGUAUUGGACCGAUCCGGGGCCGAUGAACGAGUACUUGGAGACCGGGGCCCUCGGACGGUUCCUCGCGUUCUGGAAGGUUUUCAUCCAGGCGACCUUCUCGUACGGCGGGUCGGAGAUGGUCGUCAUCGCUAGCGGCGAGACCGAGAACCCGAGGCGCAAUAUUCCUAAGGCGAUUCGGAGGGUGUUUUGGCGGAUCGCCCUUUUUUACGUGCUAGCCAUCUUCCUCGUCACUUUAUGCGUGUCGUCGCAAGACCCGCGCCUCCUAGACGCUAUUCAGAGUUCGGCACCCGGUGCCGCGGCAUCGCCUUUCGUUAUCGCUAUCGAGAACGGCGGGGUCAAGAUUCUUCCCUCCAUCAUCAACGCCGUCAUCCUCACUUCCGCGUGGUCUGCCGGUAAUUCGUUCUUCUAUUCUUCGACGCGGGUCUUGUAUGCGUCGGCCUUAGAUCGAAAAGCGCCCAAGUUCCUGACGUACGAGAAAUGGGGCGUGCCGUACGCCUGCGUCGGUGCAACUACGGCGAUCAGCCUGUUAUGUUACAUGAACGUGAAUAAUCAAGGGGCGGACGUGUUCUUCUGGUUCUCCAAUAUAUCGGCUGUCUCUACGUUGAUAGUCUGGUCAUCCAUUUGUGUUACUUAUCUGCGCUUUUACUACGGCCUCCGCUAUAACAGGAUAUCGCGCGACAGUCUGCCAUACAAGUCGCCUCUACAGCCGUUCCUCGCGUAUUUCGCCGUCUGCUUCUGUCUUAUUGUUGCUCUGUUCAAUGGAUACGAUGCUUUCUUCCCUGGAAAAUUCAGUGCGAAAACAUUCAUUCCGCCAUAUAUCGAUAUCCCGAUUUUCGCAUGUCUUUUCUUGGGGUAUAAGUUUAUCAAACGAACCAAAUUCGUUAAGCUGAGUGAAAUGGACCUGUGGAGCGGUAAAGCGGAGAUCGACCGCUUAGAAGGCACAUGGCCAGAGGUGAAGCCUAGGAACUUCUUGGAGAGGAUUUGGUUCUGGAUCGCGUAAAACAUAUAGGUAAUCAUGGAAGUAAACGACUGUCAGAGUUGUCAUUGAGAUCUAACUCUACAAUAUCAAACGCUACGUGGUUUAAGUAUGCGUGCGAUGCGUCGUGAAUUAAAGUACACGUGAAAUGAAUACCCCUUAUUAUCAUUGCCCCUUAACCCUUUGGUAAAACUCAUAAAAUCGUCUUACAUCGUCCCAUUUUUCUCCACUUAUUCAAUUGCCAAUGUAGUUCAUUACAUAUUCACGAAGACGGCUGCACCGCCGAACAGCGCAGCCGCGCCGACGGCACCAGUCUUCAUAGGCAUAGCCGCGCCCUUUGAAGAGCUGGACUCGGCCGAACCGCCAGCUGAUGUAGCAGCGGGGAAGGUGCUGGUAGGCGUUGUAACUCCACUAGUGAAAGGAACACCUUCGGUUCCGGAGCUAGCACCGCUAAAUGCUGCUGUGGCCGACGUAGCUGUCGUAUCAGGGGCUGCGGAGGUGUUGUUGGGAUUCAAAACCCUAAUUCAUACGUAAGCAACCUG
Molecule: messenger RNA, 2491 nt
Organism: Annulohypoxylon truncatum
Lineage: Eukaryota; Fungi; Ascomycota; Sordariomycetes; Xylariales; Hypoxylaceae
Product: proline-specific permease
Exons: 1
Coding region: 309-1973 (554 amino acids)
Biological process (GO): amino acid transmembrane transport
Cellular component (GO): membrane
Molecular function (GO): amino acid transmembrane transporter activity
Source: RefSeq, a predicted model, not a curated record